UGAUACACCAGAGGUAAACAGACUUCUGAAAAUGAGGAUAUCAACAUUAGCUAGCUAGCUUGUCUUUGGUCAGGUCCAUAUGUUACGUUAAGGUAAAAGUGGAACCAUAACGGAAUCGCCGUGUGAUGAAUGGGUAUUUUGGUCCAACGUAAGUCCCCGUGCUAGUUGUAUAUACCUGUUAAACUAAGUGAUUGAGACUGUGUGGCUUGGUCAUUGGAUCUCGAACGCCCACCCAGACGACCACCACCUUAUCAAUGUUUUAUGUUAGCUGUCCAGUCCAAUGCUAGGGUUAACUACUGUGGGCUAGCUUGAACCUACGUUAAAGACGAUUACUCUUUUCUUCAUUUGUUGACAACAUACUGUGUGUCAGAUAAAGAUUAUUCUGUCAUGUAAAUUGUAUUUGAGUUUAGUGGUUCCUGACAUUUUCAGGACACACGAACUUCCAGAUGUUGUGCAGACUGAAAGUACAUUAACGCUUCCCCAUCCAUGCAUCAAGCUAACCUUGCUAUCAAGCUAGCAAAACGGCAGUUGUCUACUACCUCGAAUCAACGUCAGCGCUUCGAUACGACGACAGUGAAACUGGAUUGCAAAUCAUUAGCCUGUCAUUAGUAUUUCUAAUCUCAUUUCGAUCAGAAUUCUGACAUUUGUUCAAGUGAACAGAGGACGAGCUAAUGCUACCUUAAACAUCAGCUACCCCAGUCCCAUUUCCUGUUUUUAAAGGUCUCUUGUAUUGUUCUCAAGGCAGCACUGACAGUUCGUAAAGGUUGUGCAUGCGGCUCGGUCUGUGAGCUUGCGCUGUGUACAGCACCACCGAGACCCCCUCACUCUCAGCUGCCUCUGUAACUGCAACAUAAUCCCCGACACAGUAGCACUAUUGGUGGGAGUGGUCAAGCAGGAGAGUGGAGGUGGAGGUGGAGAGGGAGUGGGUGGAGGUAGGUGGUGGAGCUGGAUCUGGUGGUCUGUUCCUGACCCUGCCUUGUGACUUGGCCUGACUGGCUUUUCCCCCCUCUUGGCGCUCUCUCAGUCCAUGUUCCCUAUGCUAACCCUGCUGAGCAUGUUCUACUACAUCUGUCUGCGGCGCCGCUGUAGGAGUGGUUCCCGGAGCGAGGCGCUGGGCAGCCGGAGGGCCGUGGAGCUUGCGCAGAGAGCCUCCGGUCCGGCAGGGGGCAGUAGCGGCGGCGGUGAGCUGGAGCAGUACGCCAAAGAGGUGGUGGACUUCAGCUCACACUAUGGCAGUGAGAACAGCAUGUCGUAUACCAUGUGGAACCUGGCAGGGGCGCCCAAUGUCUACCCAAGCUCGGGUGACUUCACACAGACGGCCGUGUUCAGGACGUAUGGGCGCUGGUGGGAGCACUGCCCCAGCGCGGCACCCCCGUACCGGCGCACUCCCAGAUCCUUCCACAGCAAGGACUACCUGGAGCUGGCCUUCGAGGAGCCCGUAUACCCCACGGCCGUGGAGGUGCUGGAGACCUACCACCCAGGGGCAGUGGUGCAGAUCCUGGCCUGCUCGCUCAACCCGUUCUCCCAGAACCCGCCCAGUGAGGUCCGAUGGGAGGUUCUGUGGUCAGGGGAGCCCAGUAAGGCCCCCACCCACCAGUCUCGCCAGUUUUCCCCGACGAUUCGUCAGCUGAGCUUCCCCACCAACCUGCUGCGGGUGGAGGUGAAUAGCAGCUUGAUGGACUACUACACGGAGCUGGACGCAGUCAUCCUGCGCGGGGUGAGGGAGCGGCCCAUGCUGGCCCUCUACAAGAUGCCCCUCAUCGACAUGAACGACCUGAGCGACGGCGAGGACGAGGUGGUCAUCAGCAGUCAGCGCCACCCGCUGGCCGGAGAUGGCAAGCACUACACAGGAAACGGAUACUUCGACAAGCUGCCGUACGAGCUGAUCCAGCUGAUUGUGAGUCACCUGACUCUGCCGGACCUGUGCCGCCUGGCUCAGAGCUGUAAGCUCCUGCAGCAGCACUGCGCUGACCCGCUCCAGUACCUGCAGCUGAGCCUGCAGCCGUACUGGGCCACGCUCACCGACGCCUCGCUGGUGCACCUGCAGCCCCGCUGCGCCCUGCUGCAGCGCCUCAACAUGUCCUGGACCGGCAACCGAGGAGCCAUCACCUCCACAGGCUUCUGCAGUUUCCUAAAGGUGUGCGGCUCGAGCCUGGUGAGUCUGGAGCUGUCGUGUUGUCACUUUCUGAACGAGGCGAGCAUGGAGGUGAUCUCCCAGACCUGCCCGCGCCUCCAGCAGCUCAACCUGGCCUCCUGUGACCGCCUGCAGCCCCAGGCCUUCAGCCACAUAGCCAAGCUCAGCAGCCUGCGCCGGCUGGUGCUCUACCGCACCAAAAUAGAGCAAACAGCCUUGCUGAGCAUCCUGACCUUCUGCGCUGAGCUUCAGAACCUCAACCUGGGCAGCUGUGUCCGGAUCCAGGACUAUGACGUGGUGGCGAGCAUGCUGUCGGUGCGGUGCCGCCGCCUGCGCUCCCUGGACCUGUGGCGGUGCGGGAGCCUGACGGAGCGGGGCCUGGCGGAGCUGGCGUCGGGCUGCCGCCUGCUGGAGGAGCUGGACCUGGGCUGGUGCUCCACGCUGCAGAGCAGCUCCGGAUGCUUCCAGCACAUGGCCCGCUGCCUGCCCCGCCUGCGCAAGCUCUUCCUCACUGCCAACCGCACCGUCUGCGACUCCGACCUCGACGAACUGGCCGCCUGCUGCCCCCGACUGCAUCAUGUCGACAUACUGGGCACACGGAUGGUGAGCCCCGCCUCCCUGAAGAAGCUCCUCCAAUCAUGUCCAGAGCUAAAGCUGGUGGACGUGUCCUUCUGUUCACAAAUCGACACUCGAGCCGUCCAAGAGCUCUCUACUCUGUUUCCCAAUGUGGCCAUCAAGAAGAGCUUUACACAGUGACGCUGUGCCACACACACACACACACACACACACACACAUACACACACUCGCAUUCACACACACACAUACACA
Clupea harengus (Atlantic herring) is the source of this 2962-nucleotide messenger RNA. RefSeq names its product F-box and leucine rich repeat protein 4 (gene fbxl4). Gene Ontology annotation, molecular function: protein binding. Lineage: Eukaryota; Metazoa; Chordata; Actinopteri; Clupeiformes; Clupeidae. The record is from RefSeq and is a predicted model, not a curated record. Gene Ontology annotation, cellular component: SCF ubiquitin ligase complex. Gene Ontology annotation, biological process: SCF-dependent proteasomal ubiquitin-dependent protein catabolic process.